AGGGAUUUAAGGGUCAAUAUAUCUACAGUUAUCAAAUUAUUAAAAAAGAAAUACAGUAUUUUCUAUACGUUAAAAGUCAUUAUCUCCACAAAAUAAAACCUUUCUCCUCCCUUCAUUAGCACUCUCUCCCCGCCGCAAACGCCGUAACGGGGAUGUUCCCACCAUAACGCCGUUGAAUCUGAGCCCGUUUGCGCACGUGCCAUAAUCAAAAACAGGAUCAAGUGAAAUAAUAUCCCGUUUCUAUGGCUCUGGAACCGUUGGGGCUGGGAGUGAACGUCGUUGACGGUGACGGUGACGUUAACGGCGGCGGUGGGGAGAAUAAUAAUAAUAACACAACCCCGUCUAACGAAGGCGGAGAUGACGGCGUCAAGACGGCGAGGCUGCCGCGCUGGACGAGACAGGAGAUUCUGGUGCUGAUCCAGGGGAAGAGAGUGGCGGAGAACAGGGUCCGGCGAGGGAGAGCGGCGGGCAUGGCGCUCGGGUCGGGUCAGAUGGAGCCCAAGUGGGCCUCGGUGUCAUCCUACUGCAGGCGUCACGGCGUGAACCGCGGGCCGGUCCAGUGCCGGAAGAGGUGGAGCAAUCUCGCCGGAGACUACAAGAAGAUCAAGGAGUGGGAGUCUCGGGUGAAGGAGGAGGCGGAGUCGUACUGGGUGAUGAGGAACGAUGUUCGUAGAGAGAGGAAGCUUCCUGGUUUCUUCGAUAGAGAGGUUUACGAUAUCGUCGACGGCGGCGUGGUUCCUCCGGCGAAUCCGGUUCUUUCGCUUGGUUUGGCUCCGGCGUCGAUGGAGGAGGAGGAGGCGGCGAGGAGUGUGGAGAAGUUGUGUUCGGCUUCGGCGCAUAAGUCACUUGAAGAUGUUAUAGACAAGGAGAAGCAAGCAGCUAGUGGAGCAGAACAAGGUGGAAUGAAAGAGAGACAUCCAGAGGAAGCAAAACCGGAAGCUGGAUCAACAUCUCAAGAAGAGAGAAAGCGUAAGCGAACAUCUAGUGGUGAAGAUAAAGAAGGAGAAGGAGAAGCGACAAAGAGCACGCAGAACCAAUUGAUAGAGAUACUGGAAAGAAACGGACAGUUAUUGGCGGCACAGCUUGAAGUUCAGAAUACAAACUUAAAGCUAGACAGAGAGCAGAAAGAUCAUGAUGCUAACUUAGUAGCUGUUCUCAACAAGCUCGCAGAUGCUGUGGCAAAAAUCGCAGAUAAGUUAUAGGUAUAGUAAUACUAAUACAUAUAUAAAUAUGUAAAUUUCGUCGAAUAUUGGUUCAACUUUACUUCUCAUUAUUCUUCUUCUCUCUUUUUUGUUUUUUUAUUUACCACCAUUAUUGAUUGAAUAUCUAUGCCACCACAAUAGCUCUA
Messenger RNA from Raphanus sativus (radish), 1348 nucleotides. RefSeq names its product trihelix transcription factor ASR3. NCBI's taxonomy places the organism in Eukaryota, Viridiplantae, Streptophyta, Magnoliopsida, Brassicales, Brassicaceae. The record is from RefSeq and is a predicted model, not a curated record.